Rubroshorea leprosula is the source of this 1590-nucleotide messenger RNA. The record is from the annotation of a GenBank genome assembly. Lineage: Eukaryota; Viridiplantae; Streptophyta; Magnoliopsida; Malvales; Dipterocarpaceae.
UACCGGAGAAGAAAGAUGAGUCAAGGAGAUAAUACUUCUACUCCUCCUCCUGCUGAUGAUGUGAAUACCUGAAUGGACAUAAUGCAAAAGGCCAUUACGGAUAUGAGUUCCAUCUUUAAGGAUUAUCUUCAACAUCAGAACAACAAUAAUGCCCCACAAAACACUGGUGGCAAUUCACAGCAAACAGUGGACUCUAGAGAAGGAAAUGAGCAGUUGACAUUAGUGAAGCAAUUUCAGAAUAUGAACCUGCCUAGCUUCAAGGGAGUUCCUGAUCCCGAUGUGGCUGAGUCUUGGGUUAAGAAAUUAUAAAAGAUGUUCAAGCUCCUGAAAUGUACUGACGGGCAAAAAGUGGAGCUAGCAGUGUUCACAUUAGAAGGUGAAGCUGAUGAUUGGUGGACAGCUGCUCAAGAUGGGUUUUCUAAGAGAGGAAAGGAGAGGAGGUUACAUGGGACAAGUUUGUUCAAGCCUUCUAUCGAAAAUAUUUUUCUGCAGCUGUGUUGGAAAGAAAGGAACUGGAGUUCAUGAAUUUGAAGCAAGAUGACAUGACAGUUGAUGAGUAUCAAGCCAAAUUCAGUUCUCUUAUGAAGUUUGCUCCUCACCUUGUUAAUGAUGAAGUUAGAAAGGUAAGGAAGUUUCAAAGAGGGUUGAAAGCUUCCAUUAGGAACAUGGUGGUUCCUCAAAUGCUAAAGACUUAUGAUGAGGUCUUGGCCACGGCUCAAAUAAUUGAGCAAGAUAUGGAAGAGCAAAGAAUGGAGACUUAUGACUCAAAAGGCAAGGGAAAGGCUAUCAACACCCAUCCUUUCAACAAAAAGCCUGAACAAAGGGGAAAAAGGAAGAUCCCCGAAAGCAACCGACCAAGUUUUGAUCUUUGUAAGAGGUGCGGUAAGAAUCAUGGGGGAAAAGAAUGUUAUUGGCAGAUUGGGCCAUGUUUCAAGUGUGGGAAGACUGACCACUUGAUCAAGGAUUGCCCAGUUCUCAAGGGAGCAAGUCAGCAGCCAAAGGAUCAAGAUAAUAAGAAGCCCAGGGUUCAAGGAAGAGUUUUUGCCAUUACAGAACAACAAGCUCAAAACACUCCUACAGUUAUAAAAGGUAAAAUAUCUAUCUCUUUUGGGAAUGCCCAUGUGUUGAUUGACUCUGGAUCUACCCACUCAUUUGUGUCACCUAAGUAUGUGCCAUUUUUGCAUGUGGAGCCUGAAACCCUUGAUUGUGUGCUUGUGGUGAAUACUCCUUCUAAGGAGGUUUUAACAUCAAAAACCAUUUAUAGAUCUUGUAGAGUUAUGGUAGAGGGUAGAGUUUUGCUUGCCGAUCUGAUUUUGUUAGGGAUAGUGGAAUUUGAUGUCAUACUUGGUAUGGAUUGGUUGUCUACCCAUUAUGCCAUGGUUGAUUGUUAUGAGAAAGUGGUUACUUUUUCCGCUCCUAACCAGCCUGUGAUUCGGUUUGAAGGAGAAAAAGUUGGAUCAUUUCCAUUACUUGUUUCUUGCAUGCAAGCUGAUAAGAUGUUGCAGCAUGAGUGUUAUGGAUAUCUGGCAUAUGUUUUUGAAUCUAAAGACAAGCCGGUGUCUGUAGAAGGAAUUUGGGUAGUGGAAGACU